Messenger RNA from Scomber japonicus (chub mackerel), 906 nucleotides. RefSeq names its product NACHT, LRR and PYD domains-containing protein 12-like. The coding region runs from base 38 to 793 and encodes 251 amino acids. The record is from RefSeq and is a predicted model, not a curated record. Gene Ontology annotation, molecular function: protein binding. NCBI's taxonomy places the organism in Eukaryota, Metazoa, Chordata, Actinopteri, Scombriformes, Scombridae. The transcript has 5 exons.
CUCUCCUGACAGAACCAUCAACAUCUUCCACUGUCUGAUGGAGAUGAACGACCGCUCAGUACAUCAGGAGAUCCAAGAGUUCCUGAAGUCAGAGAACAGAUUAGAGUACCUCUCUGAUAUCCAGUGCUCAGCUCUGGCCUACAUGCUGCAGAUGUCAGAGGAGGUUCUGGAUGAGUUGGACCUGGAGAAGUACAACACAUCAGAGGAGGGAAAACGGAGACUGAUCCCAGCUGUGAGGAACUGCAGAAAGGCUCGAUUUGUUGGCUGUGGACUCUCAGAGACUCACUGUGAAGUUGUGGCCUCAGCUCUGAAGUCCAACCCCUCCCAUCUCACACACUUGGACCUGGCUGGAAAUGACCUGCAGGAUUCAGUAGAGAAGCGUCUGUCUCCUGGACUGGAGAGUCCAAACUGUAGACUGAAGACUCUGAGAUUGGAGUGCUGCAGUUUGUCAGAGAUCAGCUGUGCUUCUCUGGCCUCAGCUCUGAAGUGCAACCCCUCCCAUCUCAGAGAGCUGGAUCUGGGAGGAAACAAGCUGCAGGAUUCAGGAGUGAAGUGUCUGUCUGCUGGACUGGAGAGUCCAAACUGUAGACUGGAGACUCUGAGAUUGAGGUACUGCAGGUUGUCAGAGAUCAGCUGUGCUUCUCUGGCCUCAGCUCUGAAGUGCAACCCCUCCCAUCUCAGAGUGCUGGAUCUGAGCUACAACAACCUGCAGGAUUCAGACAUGAAGCAGCUGAUUGAUCUUCAGCAGAGUCCAGACUGCAGACUGGAGACUCUGAGAUGGAAGUGGCAGUAGUGAUCUGAGUCAGAGUGAGAGUGAACAUCCAGGAGUGUUGAGAGAGGAUCAGCUGGAUCCUGAUGAUCCAUCUGGAGUCUGGAUCUCGAUUUAGUCGUCUUCACUUAAGUCUC